Etheostoma cragini (Arkansas darter) is the source of this 1495-nucleotide messenger RNA. RefSeq names its product putative neutrophil cytosol factor 1C. The record is from RefSeq and is a predicted model, not a curated record. The coding region runs from base 95 to 1213 and encodes 372 amino acids. Gene Ontology annotation, biological process: superoxide anion generation. The transcript has 6 exons. Gene Ontology annotation, cellular component: cytoplasm. Gene Ontology annotation, molecular function: phosphatidylinositol binding; protein binding; superoxide-generating NADPH oxidase activator activity. NCBI's taxonomy places the organism in Eukaryota, Metazoa, Chordata, Actinopteri, Perciformes, Percidae.
GACUCUGAUCUGGCAGAGCAGCAGGAGCAGGUCAGCCAGAGACUGAAGGUCAAUUAAGCAGCUAUUCAUCCUGAGAGACACAAACAAGAGCACGAUGGCCGGUGAACAACGCUUUGUAUUCAGUGCACGCAUUAUAGGAGCCGUCCACAGGGACACACCAAAACUCAAAAUGUUUAUGAUAUCUGUGUUAUGGUCAGAUGAGACUGAAGUGAUUGUCUACAGGUCCUUUCAAGAUUUUAAGAAUUUACAUCGGCAGCUGAAAAAGAGGUUCCCUCCCAUGAACCCUUUUAGGAGAAAAGACAGAGUGAUCCCCAAAUUUAAAGAAUAUUUGAUUUCCUCUCCAGGUUGGUGGCUGGUGGAGAACGAGGAUAAGGUUUUGGCUUGGUUCCCUGCUCCCUACCUGGAGUUAUGGGAUGGAGAGGAUGGUGACAACGCUGAAUUCCAGCUUGCAGGUGCCCUGUACUGUGCUGUGAGGAGUUACUCAACUACGAAGAAUGACGAGGUGUCUGUGCCCAUUGGCGCUGUAGUGGAGGUGCUGAGGAAGUCUGACAACGGCUGGUGGCUCAUCAGAUUCAAUGGCAAGGCAGGUUACAUCCCCUCCAUGAACCUGCAGCCGUACAACAACCCACGGUCAGGCCUCUACAGCCUGCAGAGAAAGCUGCACAGCUCCGCUCUGAACCUGGCAACCAGCACGGAGCCUCAGGCUUCUCAUGCACCCUGCGUCAGCGAGGAAAUCAGGGGCUCUGCAGGUCAGUCCAGAGCAGAGUCCAGUGUGCUUGGGCGUCUCCACAAGGCCCGAUCACUGGACGUCCUCUCUGAGACCCGCUUGCAAACACAGAUGGAGAGGAACGUCUCAACCUCAGACCGCCUUGCACGCAGCAACAGCAGCAGUAGCAACAGAAGCACCGAGACCAGCUUCUCCAGCUUCUCUUCAAGCAGAAAAUGUUCCUUAAUUUCCGCAGCCUCACCCCAAUCCAGUGGGAGCAGCUUUCCUGAUCUCAGCCUCUCGGACCGCCGCAGCUCAAACACUAGCUCUGAGAGCUAUGGAUCUGUCAGCUCCAAAGGAAGGGAGACAGCCUUAAACGCUCCCAUGGUGCCACCCAGACCCAAAACUGAGGAGAUUCUGAACCGCUGCACCACCAUGACUCGCAAGGCAGCCCUGGCCACCAAGACCCAGCUUCAGAUUCAGCCAGAGUCCAUCCACAGCCGCUAGGCAAUCAUAAGCCUCUGAUGUAUAUCAUGUGUUUUUUAUAUGUAUUCAUGUAAACAUGUAAUCAGCCAGUCCAGGUCAUACCAGUUAGUCACACAGUUUAUUUCAGUAUUCUUCUCAAUACUUUUCACCAUUCUGUCUCACUCAGUUCCUUCUCCUUUAUCCUCUGGUUCUCUUUGUUUCCCAGUUUAACCACUUCCUUCCCUUUUCCCUCCGAAACAUAAUCACUCAAUUACCACUCCCCUCACCUGUCCCUGCAAUCUUCCACACAACCUUGACAAGAUA